Molecule: messenger RNA, 2993 nt
Organism: Dacryopinax primogenitus
Lineage: Eukaryota; Fungi; Basidiomycota; Dacrymycetes; Dacrymycetales; Dacrymycetaceae
Exons: 4
Coding region: 609-1598 (329 amino acids)
Biological process (GO): regulation of transcription by RNA polymerase II
Molecular function (GO): protein dimerization activity; RNA polymerase II cis-regulatory region sequence-specific DNA binding; DNA-binding transcription factor activity, RNA polymerase II-specific
Source: RefSeq, a predicted model, not a curated record
UCUCCCCUCUCUCCAUCCAUACACCUCCUCUUCACUCACAGCCCACAUAUUCCACUCCAACCCACACUUCCACUUCAACACUCUUCACUCAUCCCCCCCUUGCACACUUGUCAACCAGUCCAUUCACCCAGCACACAAACCAGCAAGCGAGAUACCCGCAGCAAACAAGCGAAUCGCAUUCACGAAUCCAUCCCUCAAAUCCUCGGCACUCGGACCCCUGCCACUGUUCAAGCGCAACUGUUUUUUUUUUCCCCAUCCACCGAGGAACGGCAGCACACUCGAGCAAUCAACACAUUAUUGUCUCACUUUGGGAGCGAUUACUAUUUUCUGUCUGUCUCUGAAUUUAAAGUAGCGCCCGAAGGAAUAUUUGCACCCGAAGCGCAUACAUCGUCCCUCCCUUGUGGACCCCCGUGUGUCGGCCAUCGAACGCCCCCCGAAAACCGCUCCCGUGCGACCCCCCGUUUGCCCCUCACCGGACAACCGACCAACAGCAAGCAGCAGCCCUGGCGUUCAAGCGUUCAUCCCGCUCACUCUCCAUCUCCACCCCGCCCACCCCGCCCUACGACCUCGCUGCACUCGACUUCGACGACAUCGUCAACUUCUCCGCAAUGGACACCGCAGGUCAACACGACAGCACAGGGCAGGGCGCCUCUCCCGCUCCCUAUCCCCCGCAUACCGACUUUACAUUCCUCACACCUCAAGGCACAUUCCAGCCCUAUGCCGUAGGGCUCGAGUUCCCAACCGCCCAUGUGGGGUAUGACCAUCUCUCCGGUCAUCCUGGUGCGGACGAUCCCCCUACUUACCAGGCUGUCCCCUGGCCGGCCAUGCACACGCCUAUGCAGCACCCUACCUCGUUCCCGCCUCCGUUGUCCAUAUCUCCAAAUGCUCUCACUCCCCCGGGUUCCGGUUCAGCCUCGGGCCGCUCCUCCCAUGGGGAGGCUAGCGCUUCCCCCGGCGCAUCCCCGGCGAGCACCUCGACCCCUCCGGCCAUCGGCAACCUCAGCUUGUCUCACAAUGUUGGUCCCGCGCACUCUCAUAUGCACGCCCAUCAUCGUGCUCCCCUCCACCGCUCCUCAUCUCAACAGAGCGGUAACGACUCUAGUGGAUCGCACGGCUCGACCGGGUCGAUGCGUUACGUUGUUACUGGCAACGAGAGUUCCGGUAAUGAGAGUCGUGGCCACAAGCGCCGUGCUACCAAGCAUGCCGACGAGGACAGUGAUGACGAUGAUGACGAUGACUUACCCCCGCGUCGCAGCAGUGGAGGGAACAAGCGGGAUGCGGAAGCUGACUAUAACAGGCGGCGUGAGGAAAUUCGUAAGCAACGGAUCGAGAGCGAGCAGCGUAGGCGGGAUGAGCUCCGUGAGGGCUACCGCAGGCUCAAGGACGUGCUGCCCGUCUCAAGUCAAAAGUCGAGCAAGGUCUCCCUGCUCGACCGCGCGACGCAGCAUAUCAAGCAAAUUGAGGCAGCGAACGAGACCUACCAGAUAAAGCUUUCCCAGGCUGAGGCUGAGCUGGCUAGGCUGCGGCAGAUUAACGAGACGCUGAUGAUGAGGUCGGUCGAUGUUGGACGGCACGCUCCCGGUGGUUACGCCGCCUGAAAACGUCAUCGACGAAUCGACGACAUGGUUUCCACUUCUCUGGGCUGUACGAUUGGACUAAACAUCGUGUUUUAAUGCUUCUCCUUCUCUCUUGGCAAGUAAUGGGCUCCUUCAUUCUCCCCUCACUUCGACGACAACCACGACGAUAGUUGACGAUAGCCGGCUAGCCCGACUCCCUGACGCUGGUUUUUUGGAUCCCCUUGCUGCCCCGGUGGCAGUUUUGGUAAUCAGCACGACUCCCUCCUGGACGACAUCUCAUACAUCUCCCUGGUUACACCAUCGCUUGGGCAUUCCAUCUUCAUGCUCACUCGACUAGAGCUCAUCCACCAUGACAUUGCCUCACCUGGUAGGCAGACUGUGCAAGGCGCAGCCUGUACCACGCCGGCCGAGGCGACCGAAGACUGCAGCCCUCGGGCCAGCUUCACCUUCCCUCCGACUAAUUUGGACGAACGCCGACCGGUGCUUCUCCGCUCGCAUGCGACCGUUUUGACGAUCCCGGUUUUUGCCUUCUUCCAAGUCGUGGAACAUGGUUCGGAUGAAGAUACGCUCUGUUGAUAGCAUCGUGGAUGACGAUGCCCUCGCACCGCUAGGUGUGCGAGAUGCCGCCGGUCAGGUCGAGCGGCUGAAAGCGGGAACCAAUCCCGAGGCCACAGUGGCAGGCGUCGAUCGCCUACGCUCUGAUCCGCAUCGAGCUCAACAUGUCGAGACACGGUCCCGCGCACUCUCUCAUCACGGAGACCGGUUGAUCCCACUCCGCGUGCGGAGUGGCGAUUGUCUCCCUGUUUUGCGCUCUGCCGAUCCAGCACCACUGCCUGUUCUCACACGCAUCUAGAUGAUGCACACACCCUUUUUGGCACCCCACUGAGUGGGGCGACUGUCUUGAUCCCUCAUUUUCGGGACCGUCGACGCCGUUUCCCGUUGCCAGCACACUCACUUCUCGAUCCCGCCACGUCGUCAACCACCUCUUCAAAGUUCUCGUCAAGUCUUUUCACGAAAUUCAUGUGACAUAGCGAUUAUUGGCUCUUGACCGCUUUCUACUACGAAUCCCCACGCUCCUGACCUCACUCGCAAUCCUGCAACACUAUCAACCCGCACUCGACCCUUCCUCCGUUUACACAUCUCUCGAAAAGUACUGUGUUGUUUUCCUUUUCUUUCCUCCUCUUGCUCAUUCUUUGAGUCCCUCAUCACACCACACACUCUGUCUCGCGUGCCAACAUGUGCCACAAGAACCAUUUCCUUCCUUGGUUGUAUCUUUGUAGCUUGGUCCGAAGACAGGGAGAUGGGUACGACCGAUGAAUAAUCAUCGGAGUAGAGGAGGCGGUGGAUGCUCCUCCGUACAUAUAGUACACUAGUUGACGAUGUGGUUUACGAUUCCGCAAUGAAAUCUGAUGACCC